This is a messenger RNA of Sorex araneus (European shrew), 1547 nucleotides long. RefSeq names its product arylacetamide deacetylase (gene AADAC). NCBI's taxonomy places the organism in Eukaryota, Metazoa, Chordata, Mammalia, Eulipotyphla, Soricidae. The coding region runs from base 24 to 1220 and encodes 398 amino acids. Gene Ontology annotation, biological process: positive regulation of triglyceride catabolic process. Gene Ontology annotation, molecular function: serine hydrolase activity; triacylglycerol lipase activity. The record is from RefSeq and is a predicted model, not a curated record. Gene Ontology annotation, cellular component: endoplasmic reticulum membrane. The transcript is spliced from 5 exons.
UACAAAGUAGGACGGGAACCACCAUGGGCAAAAGGACAUUUUUGCUUCUGAUCCUGGGGGUCAUUGGAGCAUGGUACGUGUACAUGCCCCUCCCAGAUAACAUCGAAGAGCCCUGGGCUGUGCUGAGCAUGCAAACAUAUUUCAAAACUGUAUCUAACUUGAUGCUGUUGGCUGAGCUGUUGGGAAUCAGCCAUUACAUGACCGGUGCCAUGUUCCUCAUGAGCUUCCUGGAAACCCCACCGACUUCUGAUGAAAACGUCACUGUGGUGGACACCACUUUCCACAACGUCCCUGUCCGUGUCUAUGUACCAAAGAGGAAGACUGAGACACCCCGGAGAGGCUUAUUUUAUAUCCAUGGCGGUGGUUGGUGUUUGGGAAGUGCCAAGCUUUCUAGCUAUGACCUUCUGUCAAGACGGACCGCCCACAGACUGAAUGCUGUGAUCAUUUCCACCAACUACAGGCUAGCACCUAAAUAUCACUUUCCAGCUCAAUUUGAAGAUGUAUAUAACUCAUUAAAGUGGUUCUUACGUCAAGAUGUCCUUCAAAAAUAUGGUGUGGACCCUACAAGAGUCGGAAUCUCUGGAGACAGUGCUGGAGGGAAUUUAGCCGCUGCAGUGAGUCAGCAGCUCCUCCGGGACCAAGAUGUCAAGGUGAAAGUCAAGGUCCAGGCCCUGAUCUACCCUGCCCUCCAGGCUCUUGAUUUUGACUUGCCAUCCUACCGUGAAAACGCGCACUCCCUGGUUCUGUCCCGGUGGCUCAUGGUCAGGUUCUGGAGCGAGUAUUUCACUACAGACAGGUCCCUGGAGAGAGCCAUGUCCUCCAACCAGCAUGUUCCCCCGCAGUCCGGGCACCUGCUCAGGUUUGCUAACUGGAGCGCCCUGCUGCCCGAGAGGUUUCUGCAAGGACACGUCUAUGAGAAUCGAGCUCUCGGCAGUUCUAAGCUGGCAAACAAGUACCCAGGCUUUCUGGACGUGCGGGCAGCCCCCCUGUUGGCUGAGGACACACAGCUGCAUGGCUUGCCCCGGACCUACGUCCUCACCUGUCAGUAUGAUGUCCUGAGAGACGACGGGGUCAUGUACGUCACCCGCCUGCGGGAUGCUGGGGUGCAGGUGACCCACGACCACAUUGAGAAUGGCUUCCACGGAGUACUUACCAGUGGGCUCAAGCUUGGAUAUAGGCUAGAAGACCAGUACAUCAAUUGGCUACGUGAAAAUCUCUAGGAAGCAUCUGAGCAGUGCUUGAGAGAAACUGCAAGUCUGACAGGACAGAAGUUGGUGGGAAUCAAAGAACUGGUGUUCGAAGUGAUGUUCUGUCUGUGACCUUGCUGAGGACCCGAUGGCAACACGGCGUGUGCCCUUGGCCACGGACCACUGCCACUUGGUCCCUAACCCUCACAUUUCUUACUCAUCCUUCUGCCAUGUUUCCGCUGAUGCUGACCAUUCCUUAGGGCCCACUCACAACCCUAGUUUCAGAAUUGCCCAUGGUGUUACUGCUGAAAGAGAGUGUUUGAAAGUGCUGUGGCCUGUUUACAAUAGCCAGAAUCUGGA